Psammomys obesus (fat sand rat) is the source of this 3630-nucleotide messenger RNA. RefSeq names its product tRNA splicing endonuclease subunit 15 (gene Tsen15). Lineage: Eukaryota; Metazoa; Chordata; Mammalia; Rodentia; Muridae. The coding region runs from base 56 to 577 and encodes 173 amino acids. The transcript has 5 exons. Gene Ontology annotation, biological process: tRNA splicing, via endonucleolytic cleavage and ligation. The record is from RefSeq and is a predicted model, not a curated record. Gene Ontology annotation, molecular function: nucleic acid binding.
UCGGCUUCUGGCCGGGCGGGCUUCGCGGCGCACCACGGUUCUCUGCGCGGGCGGCAUGGAGGAGCGCGGCGGGUCCGAGCCCACCCCGGGCUGUAGCGGCCCUAGCCAGGGUCCCGUUCGCGGUGGCGACGGCGGCACCCACACGUGGGCUCCCGAGGACGCCUGGAUAGGCACACACCCUAAGUACUUAGAAAUGAUGGAACUAGAUAUAGGAGAUGCCACCCAAGUUUAUAUAGCAUUCUUGGUUUACCUGGAUCUCAUGGAGAGUAAAAGUUGGCACGAAGUAAACUGUGUAGGGCUCCCAGAACUACAGCUCAUCUGCCUCCUUGGCACUGAGAUAGAAGGGGAAGGGCUACAGAUGGUGGUGCCCAUACCCAUUUCUGCUUCAAUCAGCCAUAGCAAGAUAAGGGAACUCUUGAAGGCGUCUAGGAAGUUGCAAGGUGACCCGGAACUGCCGAUGUUUUUUACUUUGGCCAUAGUGGAGUCAGAUUCUACAAUUGUCUACUAUAAACUUACUGAUGGAUUUAUGCUGCCCGACCCUCAGGUCAGUUUUGAAGUAACUGACAGGAAACAGUGAUGGGAGACAAAGAAUAUUUCUCUUAGGAGAUAACAGCUGUCCUUCCUGGUGCUGAUUCUAUUCCUGAAAGAUUGGAUUUGAGGUCCAUCUGCCUGCUUCGUCUUUUAUCUCAGAGGUAGUCAGGGUUGACUCAGCAAGUCCCAACCUAUAAGCUUUUUUUUAAGAAUAAAGCCUUCUCAGUUGGAAAUGUAUAUUGGUUGCAAAUAUAGAGUAUUUAGCCUAGAACUUUCUAAUCAGAGACAGUGUAUUUCCAUGUAGGUUUUCAGAGUGGGGGAAACUAUAUGUGCCUCUGCCAUCUCACAUCUGUAUCAGUAGACAGGUAUCCGUGAAUGGUACAGAGGAACUGCUACUGAAGAAAUUGACACAAGAGCAUUGGAACGUGGUCAUGGACGACACACCAACCUAUAAAAGUAGACAGUCGAGAUACCAGUUGUGAUUAUAGUAGGAAGACAUGGCAGUAAAUGAGUGACUUUGCCUCUUCUAGACAUUUCAUUUGUUAUUUGUAUUUCUUUUAUAAUGUUUUAAAAUUUAAAAAAUCUUGAAAUCUGUAGUAAUUGUCCAUUAUUGCAUGCUGAAAGUAGCAAGUUGUAACAGCACUUUUAUGAUCUUAAAUUUUUAUGGGCCAGUGAAUUGGGUGUAGACUUGUCAGCUGCAGUCUCAGCUGAGGUGCCACCAAGAUGGGCUCCCUCACUCCCUUUUCAGCAGCUUCCUUCACCUCAUGAUGCUUCCCAUCUCUUAAGGUGGUAGAGGCCUUACUCUGUGCCUUGCCACGUGGGCUGUCCCAGCACAACCAUUGCUUUCUCAAAGCCAACACGAGAUUCAGCAGGAUGGGCUUACUGUCUUGUGUAAUUGAGUCUCCCAGCGCUUCUGCCUUGUUCCUCAGUUAGAAGCAAGUCACAGUUUCUACCUACUCUAGAUCUCAUGGCUGAUUAGGAAGCAACAGUGACAGGAAUGGGAAAAAUGACAAAAUCCAGGAAUAAUGUGACAAACUAUUACAGGUUUUUCUUGGUCUGUGCUUGAUCUAUGCUCCGUUGACCAUUCCUGAGUUCCACUCUUUGUUUGUUUAUUUUGGUUUGUUUUCAAGACAGUGUUUCUCUGUGUAGCCUUGGCCCUCCUGGAACUCACUCUGUAGACCAGGCUGGAAUCAAAGUCAGAGAUCCACCUGCUUCUUUCUCCCUGAGUGCUGGAAUCACAGGCAUAUGCACCACCACCGCCUGGCGAAUUCCACUUUUCUCAAUGAAACAUUUUCACAGCUUGGGUUUGCCUUUGCUUGCCUCCAGAAGGCUUGAAGAAUAUGUUUCUUUGACUUCAGUGUGGUAGUUCAGAUCCAAGAAUCCUAAUAUAUGAAUUCUCACCUUCAUUCUUGCUGUGUCACAUUGGGCUAUGCAAUGUUUAGUAAGGAAUUCUUUCAUUGUGGUGCUAGAGAAAUGUACAUUUUCAGACAGAAAUGUGAAGCUUCACAAAUGUCUGCCCACUGAGUCAGAUCUAGGUAAGGAAACUGAAAUGGUUUUCAAGUCUUGGGCCGGCAUGCAGUUUCGCUGUGUGGUUUGGGAUGUUGACUCCACUUCAGAAUGUUCCAGGUGGCUUCAAGCUGUGCUGCCAGAGCCAGCUAGUUACCUGCUCAUGUGAACAAAGAUCCCGCACAGCUCGAAGGGAGAUAACCCAGCCAGUGUCUCAUGUUAGUGAAAACACUAGGUGAAGUAGCCCGUUCUAUUAAGUAACUUUGUAAUUGAGUUUACAUUCCUUUUUCCUGUUAGACCAAGACUCCUUAAGAACAGAACAGGAAACCAAGUCUUAAAAACACAGCUCUGUCCCAAUCCCCACAGUAACUGGCCAACAAAGCAUGUACCUUAGAUGUGAGCCUUAGUAGCUCUUGCUUUUUGGCAGCAAAUUUAAACAGUCUGCAUGGACACCAGAGGGUGCUAUAGCCUAAGCACAUUCCACACUGCAGCCUCAGUAAAAUAGAUGGUUUUUCUUGAGAAGUGCCCUUGAAUUUCUUCAAUCUGUGGGAAGUAGUAUAAAUAAAAAUACAAAUAAGUCUUAUGUGCCCACUCACCCUCUUUCUGACAGGACUUUAAAAUUACACUCUCCCCGCAUUAAAUAUGUGACUUGAGUCAGGCUUUGCUUAAAAUGUAAAGCUAUAUUUAAAGCCUUUUGGGGGAAGGGGUGAGUGGGAGAGACAUUUUUUUUCUAGACUUUUUUUUUUUUUUCAGAUCCAUAUGCAUUUCAUUUUUGCUUGCAAAGCCUGAUUUAAUCAUUCAGGGAGUUUCUGGAUCAGCUACCUAGCAAGAGGCCUCAUCUUUAAAGCAUACGCUGUACCUGUAGUAAAAGACAUGAAUUGCUGCUGUAAUCUAUUUAAGCUUGCUUCCUUCCUUUCCAGCUGGAAGGACAGGAAAGGCUUUGUGGGAUUUCUCUCUGACUGCUCUGUUUUAGAGUCCCUGGUUGAUGUGCCCUCUGCUGGGAAGGCCCAGGACAGUAUGAAGUCAGCAAAACCCAGUGGCUCUUGAGUGAUUUCUUUUGUUCUGUCUGGGCCUCUUUAGAAGACUCUCCAUACCAUAGACCUGCCGUAGAGAGCAUGUUCACAGAGACGCCUUAGAAUUCACAGAUUCCAGUAGGCGAGCAAGCACUUAGGAAGUUCAUGUAAUCUGUAUUUGUUGGCUGAAAUGUCUUUACAAUUUAUAAGCCUGGAACCAAACAACUUAAAGCUUUGUUCAAGAUUUCGUCUCUUGUUCAGAGCAUUUCUGCUGAAUUCCUCUGUGAGGUCACUUUUUCCAUUGCUGCCCAGCAGGAAGCCUUUUCCCGACUGCUGGGCGCUCUUUGCAAGGCAUAUAGCGCUUCUGUCAGUAGUGGAUUAGGUGCCAGCUCCAUUGUAUCUUGACUGUUUACAGAAUAAUGUGCUAUCCUUUGGGCUACUUCUCAUAUACUUGCCCUUCUUUCAGGCCAAUAACUAUGCUGUGUCUUACCACCGGCCCCUCCCGGCAGUGUAAUCCACUUAAUGGCCUUUGAAAUAACAACUGUAUGUGCUCACAAAUGAAUAAAAGAUGGAAAGAUCA